This is a messenger RNA of Diaporthe amygdali, 1812 nucleotides long. RefSeq lists its product as uncharacterized. Gene Ontology annotation, molecular function: transcription cis-regulatory region binding; DNA-binding transcription factor activity. Gene Ontology annotation, biological process: positive regulation of transcription by RNA polymerase II. Lineage: Eukaryota; Fungi; Ascomycota; Sordariomycetes; Diaporthales; Diaporthaceae. Gene Ontology annotation, cellular component: nucleus. The coding region runs from base 1 to 1812 and encodes 603 amino acids. The record is from RefSeq and is a predicted model, not a curated record. The transcript is spliced from 8 exons.
AUGAUGCAGCUACGGGGGUGGGCACGUGGAAUCCCGGGCCUGGAUUCCAUCACAUUCGGUGACACCUCCGGCCCCUGGCUCCACACCUCCGUACACGCUGUCGUCCCACCUCUCAAGGCCCCGCCAAAGCCUCACCAGAUCGCGAAAUUCGCUGAUAAUCGGUCCUCCAUUUCCAGAGGAUACAAGUUCCGGGUUAAGAAUGGACCUUUCUCGAAGAAGCAGAGAUGGAUCAGGACACCUAGGAGAUUGAAAUUCGUUGACGAGACCGGUGCUGCAUCGGGCGAUGGCGACGCGACUCCCGUUGUUGAUGCUUUCCAGGAUGACUGGCCCGACUCCAUCUCAGAAGACUCUGGCACCGCCAUCACUGCCACCACAACCACCACGGCCACAGAUGGCAGUGGUGGUCUAUCAGGAAACACCAACUCUUGUCCGCCGGUCCUUCCGGUUGGCUUGGGCCGGCAGCGAUCACCGACGGAUCGAUUCCUCAUGCAUGAUGACCAUCUGGUAUCCCCCGUGAGGGCCCUGCCUGGGUUCCAGAAUCUGACACUGGCCGUCUCGGAUUCUAUCCCGGCAACGAUGCCAAUGGUUAUCCCAUUUGAGAUGGAGGCCGAAGACCCAGAGGUCCGGGCUAUGCGAGCACAAAUAUAUCGUGACAAGGACAUAUGGCCUCUGGAGAGUCGGGAAGAGGCCAUGCUAUUUCGGCACUUUAUCCAGAAGCUAUCAAUAUGUCUUGACGUCUGCGAUCCGAAUCAGUCAUUUGAGACCGUUGUUCCCCCGCGUGCAGGAACUUGCAAGAUCCUCAUGAACGCCAUUCUAGCCCUCGCCGCCAAACACCUUCACAAUACUGAGUCCUACGACCCGUAUGCUUCGGACCGGUACCACCAAGUUUGCUUGAAUACGCUCAUACCGAUUCUGAAUCAUGAGCACCACACCAUGUCAGAUGAGAAUCUCUUCGCUGCAACAAUCAUUCUUCGAAUGUGGGAAGAAAUGGAAGUGAAGCACUCUGGCGUCGACGCGCACAGCUAUCUCCUCGGCAUUCAAGCGUUUGUCCACCACAGCGUGGGUGGAGAUGGACCCUUGGGAACGCGAUAUUUGAUGCCUGGCUCUCUGAGCGGUGCAGCCUUCUGGGUAGGCCUGAGACAGGAGAUAUACAGCGCCAUGAUGAACCAGGAGCCCGUGCGCAUCAAUCUCGUGCACUCCCUCGUAGACAGGUCACUUGUGCCGACUGACGACUAUGGCUGGGCAAAUAGAGCAUGCGUGCAUUGCGCGGACGUGCUGAACUUUUGCUUUGGUGAUGGUGCGGCGGUGUCGAGAGGAGGCGGCCUGCAGUGGUGGGCUGAGCUGGACGACUUCAACCGGGGAUGGACAGAAAAUUUGCCCUCAAGCUUCACACCAAUAUUCCUUCGUGAAGCGGAUAAGGCGAAGGGAGAGGUGUUUCCAGAGGUCUGGUAUCAGAGUGCUUGUCAUGCAUUGGGAGUACAACAUCACUUGCUGGCGGAGCUGUUCCUCGUGAGCUUCGACCCUAAAAUACCCCGAAUAGGCGGACAGAGGAAAGAAGCGGCGAAGAGAACCAAUGAACGCAUCCAGGACCUCGUGCGGAAAGUAUGCGGCAUUGGAUUAUGCAAUCAGUGGACACCACCAAGCAUGUUCACGGCCUGCAUGGCCAUCGCAGCUUUUGGAGAUCAAUUUCAAGACCGCCGGGACCAGGAGGCGUGUAUGGACCUCCUGAAGAGGACCGAGAAGGAUCACGCACGCCCUACCGAGGCAGUGCAGCAACAGAUGAUGAAGUCAUGGGAUUGGACGGCCGGCUAA